AUGGCCCAAGCAGUCACAGUCUACCCGCCCUUGGGCGAGCGCCCAAUUGCAAACACAAUCUGUCUUUUUGACGUGGAUCUCACCUUGACCAUCCCCCGCCGAAAAGUCACACCCGAAAUGCUAGCCAUCCUCCACUCACUCCGACAAAAGAUGGCAAUAGGAUACGUAGGCGGCUCCGACCUCGCCAAGCAACAAGAGCAACUCGGGUCCCCCGACGUGCCCGUAACAACGCUCUUCGACUUCUGCUUCCCAGAGAACGGGCUCACGGCCUUCAAGAUGGGCGUCCCUUUGGCAUCGCAAUCCUUCAUCGGCUGGCUCGGCGAGCCGAAGUACAAGGACCUGGUCAAGUUCAUCCUGCACUACAUUGCAGACUUAGACAUCCCCGUGAAGAGGGGGACGUUCGUGGAGUUCAGGAAUGGCAUGAUCAAUGUUAGUCCCAUUGGAAGGAAUGCGAGUGUCGAUGAGAGGAACGAGUAUCAGCGGUAUGAUCUGGAGCACAAGAUCCGCGAGACAUUUGUGGGGAUCUUACAGGAGAAGUUUGCGGAUCUGGGUUUGGAGUAUUCAAUUGGUGGCCAGAUCUCGUUCGACGUGUUCCCGAAGGGCUGGGAUAAGACGUACUGUCUGGGGCAUUUGGAGAGGGAGGCUGAACAACCUGGUGGAGUCAAAUAUACAACUAUCCACUUCUUUGGCGACAAGACGUUCCCUGGUGGCAACGAUUACGAGAUCUUCUCGGAUCCGAGGACGAUUGGACAUACGGUUCUCAAUCCAGAUGAUACAUAUGCGCAGAUCAAGAAGAUGUUUGACCUUUGA
Molecule: messenger RNA, 810 nt
Organism: Hyaloscypha bicolor E
Lineage: Eukaryota; Fungi; Ascomycota; Leotiomycetes; Helotiales; Hyaloscyphaceae
Product: eukaryotic phosphomannomutase
Exons: 3
Coding region: 1-810 (269 amino acids)
Biological process (GO): mannose metabolic process; protein N-linked glycosylation; GDP-mannose biosynthetic process
Cellular component (GO): cytosol
Molecular function (GO): phosphomannomutase activity
Source: RefSeq, a predicted model, not a curated record